Messenger RNA from Naumovozyma castellii, 2262 nucleotides. It is a transcript of the gene CDC9, whose product is annotated as DNA ligase (ATP) CDC9. The record is from RefSeq and is a predicted model, not a curated record. The transcript has a single exon. Lineage: Eukaryota; Fungi; Ascomycota; Saccharomycetes; Saccharomycetales; Saccharomycetaceae. The coding region runs from base 1 to 2262 and encodes 753 amino acids.
AUGCUAAGGUCAAUCCUCGCAGGUAAGAAACCUUUUAUUAUCCCUAAAUCUAUUAUGUCUUCUCCAGCAGGAUUUCCCAAGAAACAAAAACAGGCCACACUGGCUAAAUUCUUCUCAUCUAUGAAGAAUGAGAAACCAGCUGACAAAAAGGAUCCUGAAGAUUCAACAACAACAACAACUGAAAAACCAUCCUUGUCACCUUACACAGCUAAUAGCAAAAAAACGUUUGAAGAGAUAUUGAAUAGACCAGCCUCAAACCUGGCAUCAUCAUCACAAGGCGUAUCCGAUAUCGCUUCUACUCCAUCAAUACCAAAUAUAUCUACUGAUGAAUCAACAGGACCUGAUCUAAAGAAACAAAAACUGGAAGAAUCGAAUUUGGAACCAAGUAAAGAACCAACAAUAGAGAAUGUAACGCAAGAUUCCACGAAACCGUACUUCUCUUCGAUACCAUAUAGGGAAGUCUGUAAUUUAUUCCAAGAGAUUGAAUCAACGUCAUCACGUCUUGCAAUUAUUAAAUUAUGCUCUGAUUUUUUCAUAAAGAUAAUGAAGGAAAAUCCACAGAAUUUAAUUCCAGUAACGUACCUUUUCAUUAAUAAAUUGGGACCAGAUUAUGAACCAGGAUUAGAAUUAGGUUUGGGUGAAGGACUUCUAAUGAAAACUAUAAGUGAGUCAUGUGGGAAAUCUUUGGCUCAGGUAAGAAAUAAAUACAGAGAAUUGGGUGAUUUGGGUCAAAUUGCCAUGGACGCCAGAAAUGUGCAACCAACGAUGUUUAAACCUAAACCUUUGACCGUUGGAGAAGUUUUUGAAAAUUUAAGACUUAUUGCUAAAUCAGAGGGUAAAGAUUCUCAAACAAGAAAGAUCAAAUUAAUUAAGAGAAUGCUAACUGCUUGUGAAGGAACUGAAGCCAAAUUUUUAAUUAGAUCGUUGGAAUCAAAAUUAAGAAUCGGGUUAGCAGAAAAGACUGUUUUAAUUUCUUUAUCAAAGGCCUUGUUAGUCCAUGAAUGCAAGGAUAAUAAAGAUUUUGAUAUGGAAUUAUUGGAAACCGCUGAACAGAAAAUUAGAGACGCAUUUUGUCAAGUACCCAAUUAUGAAAUCGUCAUCAAUUCCUGUUUGAAAUAUGGUAUCAUGGAAUUGGAGACACAUUGUUCGUUGAGACCUGGUAUACCGUUGAAGCCCAUGUUAGCUAAACCAACAAAGGCAAUUAAUGAAAUAUUGGAUAGGUUUCAAGGUGAAAUCUUUACUUCUGAGUAUAAAUAUGAUGGUGAAAGGGCUCAAGUACACCUACUAAGCGACGGUACCAUGAGAAUUUAUUCACGUAAUGGUGAAAAUAUGACUGAAAGAUAUCCUGAAAUCCAUAUCCGCGAUUUCAUUGCUGAUCCAUUAGUUACAUCUACUUUAAUCCUUGAUUGUGAGGCUGUCGCAUGGGACAAUGAACAAAAUAAAAUUUUACCAUUCCAAGUACUGAGUACAAGAAAACGUAAGGAUGUCGAUUUAAAAGAUGUUAAAGUGAAAGUCUGUUUGUUUGCCUUCGACAUUUUAUGUCAUAAUGAUGAAAAAUUAAUAAAUAAAAGUCUUAGAGAAAGACGACAAAUUUUACAAGAAGUUACUAAAUCGGUCACAGGUGAGUUCCAAUAUGCAACGGAAAUGACAUCAUCGAAUCUGGACGAAUUACAAAAAUUCUUGGACCAAUCUGUUCAUGAUUCUUGUGAAGGUCUAAUGGUCAAGAUGCUCGAUGGUAUUGAAUCACAUUAUGAACCUAGUAAACGUUCUCGUAACUGGUUGAAAUUGAAGAAGGAUUACUUGGAAGGUAUCGGAGAUUCAUUAGAUCUAUGUGUUAUCGGAGCCUAUUACGGUAGAGGUAAACGUACAGGGAUGUAUGGUGGGUUCCUGUUAGGUUGUUAUAAUCAGGACACAGGCGAGUUUGAAACCUGUUGUAAGAUUGGUACUGGUUUUUCAGAUGAAAUGCUACAACAAUUAUAUACUCGACUUACACCAACGGUUCUUGAUGGACCAAAGGCGACAUUUGUUUAUGACUCUAGUGCCGAACCGGAUGUGUGGUUUGAACCUACUUUAUUGUUUGAAGUGCUUACUGCCGAUCUAUCGCUCUCUCCCAUUUACAAGGCCGGUAGUUCGACGUAUGACAAGGGUAUCUCUUUGAGAUUUCCUAGAUUUAUCCGUACCAGAGAAGACAAGGGGGUGGAAGAUGCAACUUCUUCAGAGCAGAUUAUAGAAUUGUAUGAAAACCAAGCCCAUACGCAAUAA